AAACUUUAAACGAAUAAAACGGAUUAAUGGUCUAUUAUUGUAUGAUUUAUUUUGUUUGUCAAAUUCAAUGCCCACUUUGAAAACAAAAAUGCGCUGACACAAGCGUCCAUACGGGGGCGCCAAAGAAACAGUUGUCCAUCGCCUCUCUUCUCUAUUGUAGCGUUCCCCGUCUGCCUGUCAGAUGUAUUUUGUCCCUCGUCGUGCUCUGUCGGUCAUCACCAGCAAAAGGGGGGGAAAGGCAGCGUCGUCUGCGUAAGAGACUUUCUGCAGCUGAAUGAGCUGAUGCACUGCUGCCGCCUCAAAGAUGGAGUUCGACACCGCCGUCCGGAGAAUAAAGCCGUUCGGAACGAACAGUUGUGCUUCUCAAGAUAACAACGGCUCCCACGAGCAGUGCGGGGAUAACGGCUACAGCGGCUGUGACCAGAAGAGGAAGCCCGAAGUGAGGCUCUACCUGCUGCGGGAAUGUCCGGCAACAGUGCUGGUGUGUGUGUUUAUUUUGGUGCUGUGGGCACUGGUUCACCUGUCGUUGCAGCAGCUCGUCAUUGGAAAACCGACCGGAGAUUUCAACGCAGUGAGAGCCAGACGACACUUGACACAGAUCACUAGCGUUGGCCCGAGGCCAGUGGGCAGCGAGGAGAAUGAGGUCCUGACAGUGGGCUACUUGUUGGAACAGAUUGAACAGAUCCAGGUGGAGACGGCGCUCAGCAACCAUCAGCUCAGCGUGGACGUGCAGCGGCCCACCGGCACAUUUUCCAUCGACUUUCUUGGAGGCUUCACCAGUUUCUAUGACCGGGUCACCAACAUCGUUGUCAAGCUGGAGCCUAAAGGGGGCGCUAAGCAUCUCAUGCUCGCCAACUGCCACUUCGACACAGUAGCCAACAGCCCAGGAGCCAGUGACGAUGCAGUGAGCUGCGCAGUGAUGCUGGAAGUCCUUCACUCUCUGGCCAAUCAGUCCUCACCGCUCCGCCAUGGAGUCAUCUUCCUCUUUAACGGAGCGGAGGAAAACAUCCUGCAGGCCAGUCACGGUUUCAUUACCCAGCAUCCUUGGGCCAAGCAGGUGCGAGCCUUCAUCAACUUGGAGGCUGCAGGUGUUGGGGGCAAAGAGGUUGUUUUUCAGACGGGUCCAGAGAACCCGUGGCUGGUCCAGGCCUACGUCCAUGCGGCCAAACAUCCUUUCGCCUCUGUGGUCGGUCAGGAGGUUUUUCAGAGCGGCAUCAUUCCCUCCGACACCGAUUUCCGUAUUUACAGGGACUUCGGUAACAUCCCAGGCAUCGACCUGGCCUUCAUCGAGAACGGCUUCAUCUACCACACCAAGUACGACACCCCCGACCGCAUCCUGACAGACUCCAUACAGAGAGCCGGUGACAACAUCCUGUCGGUCCUGAAGUACCUGGUGACGUCAGAGCGACUGGCUGAUUGGUCGGAGUACCGUCAUGGCAACAUGGUAUUUUUUGACCUGUUGGGGGUGAUCGUGGUGGCGUACCCAGCCCGCGUGGGCACCAUCCUCAACUACAUUGUAGCCGCAGCCACCUUCCUCUACCUCGCCAAGAAGGCAUCACUCCCGGGGAACGGUGGCGGCCGCUACUUUCGCAGCCUCGCCUGUGCCACAGGUGUGGCGGUCCUGAGUUGGUUCAUCACUCUGGUGUCGGUGCUGAUCGUAGCGCUGCUCGUCACGUUGAUGGGCCGCUCCAUGUUUUGGUACAACCACUUCUACGCCUGCAUCUGUCUGUACGGUACGGCAGCCACGGGGAAGAUGAUCUUCAUCCACACCCUCGCCAAGAACUUUUACUACGGGGGCGUCCGCCUGGUGGAGCUGGGCGAUCUGUAUUUUGACGUGAGUUUGCUGCUGUGGUGCUGCAGCCUGGUGUGGUUGACGCAGCAGGACCUGUGUUCAGCCUACGUCCCCAUGCUCAUGGUGGCCUUUCCCCUGGUCACCAGACUGCUGCUGGCCAAGGAGUUCAAACACAAAGGAGCAUCAUUUAAGUACAGUGUAUUUUACCUGCUGGGCCUGGCGUUGCCAUACGUCCACUUCAUGUUCCUCAUCUGGGUGGUGUUUGAGAUCUUCACACCCAUCAUGGGGCGCAGUGGCACGGAGAUCCCUCCGGAAGUGGUGCUGGCCUCCCUGGUCACCCUCACCACCAUCUUCCUCUCCUCUUACUUUCUACAUUUUAUUUACUUGGUCCGGAGCACCAAGUGGAUCCUGAUUGGUCUGGGCUCUGUCUUCAUCGUCUUCUUCCUGUUGGUGUCUGGCGGCUUCUUCUUUCCUUACUCAGGAAGUCCAGAGAGUCCUCGACCAAAACGUGUUUUCCUACAGCACACAACAAGGACUUUCCACAACCUCCAGGGCCAAGUGGAGAGUCAGGACUCGGGUCUUUGGAUCAACAGUUUCGACUACACCGGUAUUCAGCACAUCACGCCCAUCAUCCCCGAGGUCAACGACAGCAUCCGCACCCACUGUCAAGAGGACCGACCCUUCUGCGGCUACCCCUGGUUCCUGCCUGUGAAGUUCCUCAGCAAGAAGAACUGGUACCUUCCUGCUCCAGAAGUGUCUCCCAGCCUUCCUGUGGAGUUCAGCCUGGUGUCCAAAGAGGAGACGAGGUGGGGGACGAUCAAGAUGACCUUCAGUGCUAAAGGACCCAGUCACAUGUCUCUGUACCUGAUGCCGCACAAAGGGGCGAGUCUGUCCACCUGGUCAUUUGGAGACGGGACGCCUCAGUUUGACCUCAGUGGGGAAUAUUUUGUCUUUUAUUCUCACGGCCUCGAUGCUCCAACGUGGAGCUUUUGGUUUGAAAUACAGCCUCCAGCAAAUCCAGACCCAUCCGGACCUGAGGGAAUGAUCUCCGUCGCCAUCUCCUGUCAUUAUUUCUUUGGCAAAGACCAGCGGACUGCAGAGCUGGAGAAAAUCCUCCCGAGGUUCCCCCCGUGGGCCUUUCCUUCGUAUUGGGUCAGCACCUACAACAUGUACCGAUACUGAGGGACGGCACGUCAUCACUCCGCAUCGCAGAGACAGAUGCCGAGGAGAGUAGUGACCUGCAGGGCGGCAGUGCAGAGCAGAGAACAGAGAUAUCAGGCAUUAGUACGAAGGACUGAGCCCUGAGGCCUUUUUCACACUGACACAAUCGAGAGCAUUCACACCAACGCACACACACUCAAACACACACACGCACAUCCAAACAAGCGCUCCCUCCCUGCCGGACAGACCCACAUCACUGUGUCAGGUGGCUCUGUGGCGAACGAGCAGGAAGAAGAGCUGAGAAAUCCACCAGACUGAACGGACAAACGAUUCUACGUUCUGUUCGACCUCUGUUUCAGAAGAGGCAAAAGGGGAGGGGGACAACUGGGGGUCAGGGGAUGGGUUUUGGGGAUGGUGUUGAUGGAGGGAGAAGGGGGUGGAGGGAUGGGGUCCUUUAUCUGAUUUGAAGCAUCCAAUCAGAUUAUUUCUUUUUUUGUUUUUUUUUUUAUAAGUGAUCGGAGAACGAGUUUCCACGGUCACUCAGCCUGGCCGUGACGGUCGGGUCGUGGUGAAUGUAACCGGUUUUAUACCAUUCAUACCUGGUGAAAGGUGUAGGAGGAAGUGGACGUUUCACUGUGGAUAAAAACAGCUUGGCCGCAGUGGAGAGGAAAAAAAAAAAAGUUGAGUUCUUAAAUCCCACUGUCUGAAAACAUUUACGUUGACGCCACCUGUCUGGUGGUGACAACAUCACAGGCUUAAACACUAUGUGACUGCAGUCGGUUUCACAUUCAGAGCUGUGAAGUUGCCCCUCCUUUCCCAGCUUCACUGCACAGUAAUGAGACUUCCCUGUGGAAUUUAAAUUUAGUCAGAUUCUCUACGGUUUAAAAAAAAAAUCAGAUUGGACUCAGGAGACAAGAAGCCUGUUGAGACAGCUCUGUUUUUUUUUGUUUUUUUUUAUUUACUGACCUAAUCUGUUGUGCCUUUUCUUUCCAUCUCCCUGCCUUUUCCUUUGUCUUCCUGAAGAAGUCAUGUCCCAUGUCCUCCCCCUCGCCCACCUCACCCCAACCCUGUGUCUCCACUGUCCUCUGCAAACUUAACGUCAACAUGCACUGGCUGUGGUUGUUGUUUUUGUUUUUGUAUCUGCGAUGUGUUCUGUGUGAAAACUUCUCAUAUUCCCACCUCGUGCAAUAGAUCACGAAUGAGACAGUGUCGAUAUUCAACAAGGGUUAGGACUAAAAAAAAAAAACUGCUAAAAUGUUCUGUAGUGGGGGGGAGAAAACCCAGACACACAACUUUACACCUCAACUGCAUCUGCGUCUGUCACAUACGAAGGUUCCCUAGCGUUAUAAAAAAAACAGUACUUUAAAUAAAAAUAUACUUUAGAAAUUGAAAUUAUAAUUGGCUUUUUUUUUUUUUAGAAUGUAAAGUGGAUUCUGGAGAUAAUCACUUUUCAACUCCAUUAUGUUUUUGCUUCCUGCAUCACGUGGAGUUCUGUUGUGUCUUUUUUUGUCAUCCACACAUAUCACGUCAGUAAUCCUGCGUCACCGUUGUUUGUCUGGACAUUUUCCACUCAGACUUGUGAGGAAAACGGUCAAAUUACACAACUUUUCUGCUGCUUGUUUUUUUUUUUUUUGCCAGUCCAUACAUUUUCACAUCACACCUGACACCACCUGUGCGAUUAACUGACAGACACUGAACCCUACCGUCAACGUCCAUUUUUUCUUGGUUGUUCUAUAUUGACACCGUUGGGAUUACUUGUAUCAAAGGAGGCCUUGGAACUCUUGUUUCCUAAAAGAGACAAAAAAAAAACAUGCAGUUAUAAAAGCCUAAAAACAUCAAGUGCCACUUUGAACAGCGUUUUUACAAAUAGUUCCAAGUCACUAAGGUCUUAGGUGUCGUCCGUCAGAGUGUGUGAGAGCGUGGUUUUCUUCUGACGUGAAUGAAACGGAGGUGUGAGCUGAUGAUUCCAGGACGACGUAUUCAGUCCUUGAUUUUGUGCCGUGACUUUUGAUAGGAGUAGGAGUAGAGUUUUUCACGGCGAAAUACAAUUCCACACACACACCGACAGAAAUCUAAAGAACGUCUCUGCAGAUUUCUACUGAAAAUCUCAAUGUUACCUUACGACCAGGGGCUUUUUUCGCUUAUUGUCUUGAUCUAAUUUGCGAACCUGCCUAUUCCGAAUUUGGUGCGUAAGCAGAAUCUACCAGUCUCAAAAACCUUCCUGCAUGUUCAAGUUCCUGAAACAAGGUGCAAAAUGAGGAGAAAAGAAUAGAAUCCUGUAAGAACAGAAAAAUGACUACAGAUGAAAAAAGAAAACAAAACUGACUAUGUAAAACACUUUGCUGCUGCUUCAGCUGCGUGUGUUUGCGUGCAGUGUGUUUGAGCGUGUCAGGAUGUUGAAUAUGAAGUGUGAGACUAAAGUGAGACAUGGCAGAAAAUUGGUUGUUUUCUCGUCAAUGGGAGCAUGUGGUGAAAUAUGCAAAUAGUUUCUGGGAGAAAAAGCUUUAUUAACAAAUGUAAAUGAAUAUUUUUUUCUACCUGCGUGUUCAGUGACGUUUGUAUGUGUGGUUUUCAUCAGUGUGAGAAGAAUUCAAACACGGAUGGGUAAUAGUCAGCUGAUCAUUAACGCUGAGGCCGACGGGGUUACUGUUUAAAUUAAUACGUUAUGUUUUUGGAAUUUUUAAGGGGAGAUGAGUAAAAAAAGAAAUAACAAGGAUAUUAGGAGGAGGAUGACGUUUAACUGCUGUGAAAUUAUUUAAUCUUUACUGUUGGUGCUUUAACUUUGGAAGCUUUGGGUUGAGGAAAAAAAUGUUUUAGUAUAUUUUUUCUUCUGUUACUCUUCUGAUUCUUUCAUUUUAAAAUCUUAAUUUUGUGGCAGAAAAGCUAACGCGACUCUGCUGUAGCUAACGUUUCUUAUUCAGUGUACACUCUCACUGACCAAUUAAAAUCAGACCAAUUAAAAGUUUGGCACAUUUACUUCAAAGUCUUAUGGUUUUGCUGUGGAAGGAUGUAAUUUUUAUUAAAUAUUUAGUAUUGGUUUAAUUUCUGUUUUCCCCAACAGUUCUAUUCUGUUUUUCCAAAAGUUAAAAAUUAUUGUAAUGGUUUAAUUAUGGGUUGUUGUUUUUUUCUUUCUAAAGAACUGAUCAUUUUGUGUGUGAUUUAUAUGACACUUUAAAAAUAUGAUUUUCUCACUUGAACUUUUGUUUGUUUUAAUUAAUAACAUGAUGUCAGUUGGUUGUGGAAGGGUAGGCUGGUCUGCGUGGAGUCGACCUGGUUUACAGGGUAAAUGUUGGAGGAGGAUUUGGGAUGAUUUUACAUUAUGCAAAAUAAAAAAGAUGCCUGAAUCCAAUUAGCGAUUGUGCAGCAAUUAAAACAUUGUUACGUAA
Messenger RNA from Cynoglossus semilaevis (tongue sole), 6339 nucleotides. It is a transcript of the gene ermp1, whose product is annotated as endoplasmic reticulum metallopeptidase 1. Bases 305 to 2974 code for a protein of 889 amino acids. The transcript has 15 exons. Gene Ontology annotation, biological process: proteolysis. Lineage: Eukaryota; Metazoa; Chordata; Actinopteri; Pleuronectiformes; Cynoglossidae. The record is from RefSeq and is a predicted model, not a curated record. Gene Ontology annotation, molecular function: metalloexopeptidase activity.